Messenger RNA from Vigna umbellata (rice bean), 2374 nucleotides. RefSeq lists its product as uncharacterized. The record is from RefSeq and is a predicted model, not a curated record. NCBI's taxonomy places the organism in Eukaryota, Viridiplantae, Streptophyta, Magnoliopsida, Fabales, Fabaceae.
UCCAAUUCAAUGUUUUUCCACUGAUACAAUAACAAGUCAGUCUUGUGAGGAAGUGGGUUUUUGUCUGGGAGAUCAUGAAGAAAAGGAGCAGAAGAUGAGCAAUACAACUGCAGCUAAAGCUUCCACACCUGCAUUGGAUAUGCUUUCAGGACAUCCAAUUCAAUGCCUUUCCACUGAUCCAAUAACAAGUCAACCUUGUGAGGAAGUGGGUUUUUGUCGGGGAGGUCCUGAAGAAAAGGAGCAGAAGAUGAUCAAUGCAACUGCAGCAAAAGCUUCCACACCUGCAUUGGAUAUGCUGUCAGGACAUCCAAUUCAAUGUUUUUCCACUGAUCCAAUAACAGGUCAAUCUUGUGAGGAAGUGGGUUUUUGUCUGGGAGAUCGUGAACAAAAGGAGAAAAAGAUGAUCAAUACAACUGCAGCAAAAGCUUCCUCCCCUGCAUUGGAUUUGCUCUCAGGACGUCCAAUUCAAUGCUUUUCCACUGAUCCAAUAACAUGUGAAUCUUGUGAGGAAGUGGGGUUUUGUCAGGGAGAUCAUGAAGAAAAGGAACAGAAGACAAUGGAUACAACUGCAGAAAAGCAGCAUAACGUUUCAGAAGUAAGCUGCAACCACACUUCUGUUGCAGCAAGUCCGGAGCCUUUUUCGAAAGAGUGUGUGCCAGAAGUUGUAAAAUUGAGUCCUGAGCAUAGCAUAAAUGAUAACAUUUCCAACCUGGAGGAUAAGAAUAGUUUUGUAAAUGAUACAAUUAUGAUGAAGGAAGAUGUUGAUGACCCAGCAGAUUAUGAAUUGUACGAUAAAAACAUGUGUUACAAAGCCUGUACAAGGAGACAAAUGGUUGAUGCUGAUUGUAGGAGAAGCAGUGGUGACCAUAGUCCUGAAAGUGCUAACAAGGAACAGACUUUUCAGGAUCAUGACAAGGAUCAUUCACACCAAUUUUCUGAUGGAUCAUUGAGAGUUGGCUUGAUGGAUGGAGAAACAAAACUUUCAUUUGAUCAAGUUACCUCAUAUAGUGGGGCUGCAGCUGAGGAAAUAAAGUUGAGCACUGACAUUCCUGUGGAGCAUCUCGAAGCAGAUGGUAGACAACAGGAUGAUACAGAGAUUACAAGAAGCAAUCUGUGUUGUGGAGGUGAGCAAAUAGAGUUGAACACUGACAACAUUGAUGAGCAAAGGUCUAUGACUGUCUCAUCUGCAGUUGGCAUUCAUGUGGAGCAAGUUGAAACUAAUGGUAGACAGCUAGAUCAUGCGGAGAUUACAAGAAAUAAUCUGUGUUGUGUAGGUGAUGUUUCUGAUUUAAGCUUAGACACAGUAAGAGAUGGUCAUUUAAAGAUUUCACAAUUCUCACUAGACAGAAGUGGUUCGGGGAACCCAAAGAAGAAGCUUCUCAUCCUUGAUGUGAAUGGACUGCUUGCUGAUUUUGUCAGUAUCUAUGACACUAGAACAAGAUAUAGGCGAGAACGAGAGCCAGAUUUUAUACUGAAAGGGAGAAAAGUCUACAAGAGGCCCUUUUCCGAGAAUUUUCUACAGUUUUGCUUUGACAGAUUUCAUGUAGGAGUAUGGUCUUCUAGAGCCAAGUGCAAUGUUGAUGAAGCAAUCAAAUUUCUCAUGGGGAAAUCUGCAUCCAAACUUCUCUUUUGUUGGAAUCAGUCCCACUGUACUACAACUGAAUUCACUACUGUUGAGGAUUUACACAAGCCCCUUGUGUUGAAGGAACUUAGAAAAUUGUGGGAAAAGGAAGAAGCCGAUCUACCAUGGGAGAAGGGAGAGUUUAACGAGUCCAACACAUUAUUAUUGGAUGACUCCCCUUACAAGGCACUAAUGAAUCCUAUGCAUUCAGCUAUAUUUCCUUAUUCUUACCGAUACUUCUACACCAGAGACUCAGAAUUAGGACCAGAAGGUGAUCUUCGGAUUUAUCUAGAAGGGUUGGCUUUAGCUGAGAAUGUAAGAAAGUACGUGUCAGAAAAUCCUUUUGGGCAACGGCCGAUAAGAGAAGCAAAUCCAUCGUGGGGUUACUACCGUAGAGUUAUAGAAUCAGUUCAAAAGAAGCGAUCAGGCACUGCAUUUGUUUAAUCACUCUGAUGAAUGAAAUGACGUUCAGUUUUGAUUUAAAAUAGAUCAGUUUUGUUUACUUACUACUUCUUAAGCCAGAAUGACUAGCAGCAGGGCAUAUAGUUCAAUUGUUUUCAUCAUUUUUUUACCUUCUUGGAACGCUUUUGGUUUGCCGUUGGAAAUCACUGACCACUGAACUCCAGUUUAGAGCUGUUCAAAAUUGAUUAUUAUGUAAAACUUGGAUUAACAGAAUAAACUAGAGUCUCAUUUGAAGCUACUUAAGGUGGCAUUUGGAUCCUCAAAAAGAAUAUGCAAGUCUAUUAGGUAUUA